UCCCACAAACUAUUUUCUGUGGAAACGAAACUGAUCUGAGUGUCUCUUUCGUCUGUCUGUGUGAGAGUGAACAACCGUCCAAAUGGCUCAACAGGGAGUUCUGCUGGACCAGGACCAGUUCUGUUGUUCUGUCUGUCUGGAUCUACUGAAGGAGCCGGUCACUACUAUCUGUGGACACAGUUACUGUAGGAGCUGUAUUGAGGGCUGCUGGGAUCAGGAUGAUCUGAAAGGGGUCUAUAGCUGUCCUCAGUGCAGAGAGACCUUCAUUCCAAGGCCUAAUCUGAGGAAAAAUAACAUGUUGGCUGAGCUAGUGGAGAAACUGAGGAAGACAGGACUCCAGGCUGCUCCCCCUCCUGCUCUGUUUUAUACUGGACCUGGAGAUGUGGCAUGUGAUUUAUGCACUGGGACCAGAAAGCAGAAAGCCCUCAUGUCCUGUCUGGGGUGUCUGGCCUCUUACUGUGAGACUCACCUCCAACCUCACUAUGAAUCUCCUGCUUUCAAGAAGCACAAGCUGGUCAAAGCCACGGCACAACUACAGGAGAAGAUCUGCUCUCAUCAUGACAAACUGCUGGAGGUUUACUGUCGUACCGAUCAGCAGUGUAUCUGUUAUCAGUGUGUGAUGGAUGAACAUAAAGGCCAUGAUACAGUGUCAGCUGCAGCAGAGAGGACUGGGAAACAGAGGCAGCUGGGGAUGAGUCAGCAGAAGGUCCAGCAGAGAUUCCAGGAGAGAGAGAAGAAGCUGAAGGAGCUCCAACAGGCUGUGGAGUCUUUCAAGAAAAGGGGGUUUCAUUAUCUCUCGUUGGAAUGUCCCCGGAGACUGUGGUAUCGGGGAGAGCAGUAUAAAAGUAUCUGGAUUAGGCCAUAAACAGACUUCCAGAUAAGUGAGGCCUUGUUCAGCUGGAGACUGGAGCACACUGCAGUCCCUUUCAGGUCCAUAUGGUUUUACUGCCCUCUGCUGGGGACUGGAGCACACUGCAGUCCCUUUCAGGUCCAUAUGGUUUUACUGCCCUCUGCUGGAGACUGGAGCACACUGCAGUCCCUUUCAGGUCCAUAUGGUUUUUACUGCCCCCUGCUGGAGACUGGAGCACACUGCAGUCCCUUUCAGGUCCAUAUGGUUUUACUGCCCUCUGCUGGAGACUGGAGCACACUGCAGUCCCUUUCAGGUCCAUAGGGUUUUACUGCCCCUUGCUGUGACGGAUCCAACAAAUAUCCCCAGGUCCCAUCUCAUCCAACACAUCAAUGACUCUUAUAGGAGGGAGGGAGCAUUACUCAUGUUAAGCUAUGGAAUGAACUGGACAUUUUAUGGUGAAUUUUAAUACAGAUUUACUUUAAUACAAUAAUAAUUCCUUGAAUGUAAUUAGUUUGUGUUUUGUAAUUAUGUUAUUGAAACAGAAUAAGUCAGUAAUGAGGGAAUAAAUAAGUCCAGUCCAAC
This is a messenger RNA of Oncorhynchus mykiss (rainbow trout), 1432 nucleotides long. The record is from RefSeq and is a predicted model, not a curated record. NCBI's taxonomy places the organism in Eukaryota, Metazoa, Chordata, Actinopteri, Salmoniformes, Salmonidae.